Messenger RNA from Coccomyxa subellipsoidea C-169, 841 nucleotides. RefSeq lists its product as hypothetical. Bases 289 to 474 code for a protein of 61 amino acids. The transcript has a single exon. The record is from RefSeq and is a predicted model, not a curated record. NCBI's taxonomy places the organism in Eukaryota, Viridiplantae, Chlorophyta, Trebouxiophyceae, Coccomyxaceae.
GAAAUGUGCCUGCCGGGUGUAUCCCCAGCGCAGGGUAAGGAAUACAAUAUUUCAGCGAUCUAAUUUUAUUGAAAGGGCUGACAGCCUGCUACAAGCCGUGCGGAUCUGUGCAACCCGGAGCCACCAUUAAAAUAAAAGAUCAGUCAAACAACAGAACCAAAUGGCCACAAAAUUGACCAAUGCGCCUACAACUUGUCGGGCGCUCAAGGCACUAAGAAGCUCCUCGACUGACAGUGUUACGUGACUACGUAAGUAUACUUGGACCAAUGCAAAAACGCGUGACACAAAAUGUCAGGGCAGACAGACACGACCGGGCACAUCUGCAUCACACGGGCACCCAUUAUGAGAAUGAUGACUACCACCUCGAUUUUUUUGCAUUGCGACAUUAAUUUCAGGAAUAUUAAUGCAACCAGGCCUGCAGUGACCGCCAAACGAUUCACAACCAUUGCAUGCCCAUCUUCCUGCAUUUGCUAGUAAAUAAAUAUCGGCAACAUACUUCAUGCAGCUCAACAAUAACCAUCCUCAGCCCUUAGUCAGCGUUUCGGAGCCGGCAGGUCUGGCGGGCUGCUGCAAAAGGCCCGUAGGCGGGGCCUUUUGCAGCACAUAUAUGAGUCAGACACCACAAUUUCCCCUGAAGGCUUCCUGUUCAGUGGCUUAAUUCAGAAUCUCGCGAACGCCGGAACAUUGGGACCAUGCUGCGAUUGGGUGAGCCCUCUCACCGUGCUUGCAAACCCUGAAAUCUGCGAGCGGAGGGGCUACGAGGCCAGGGUCCAAAACCCUCAAAAGUACAUUCCAUGCAACCUCUACACAACCCCUGAGCCUGCAAUACACCCAAGUGCUC